GUCGAGUCAAAGGCUAGGUUCGUCGGAAAAAAGAAGACGGAGAAGAUGCAGCAGAGGACGCCGGCGGGCAGGCCUUCCGGCACUGACGGCUCUGAUUUCUCUUACCGAAUGGUCGUUGAUUCUCGUUACACGAAGGUGGCGAAAGGGAAGUCUCAUCUUCGAGCUCUGAUCCUCGUUCAGGCCGUGUUUUAUUUGGUUGGACUGUCGCUUGCAUUUCUAACUACUAAAGCGGAGGAGGAGAGGAAUAUUCUUGCAGUUUCAGCUGCUGGUAUCGGUCUAGUGUCUUCCUUGAUAGGAGAAUUAGGUCGUAGACGCAGCCGAGCGAUAUUUUUGAGGGUCUACAUGGCUGCAUCUUCGGUUGCUGUUGUUCUCUCGGUGUUUUGUGCUGUUAAGAACAGGCUAACGAUGGAGGAACGAGAAAACUCAGAAACAACGGGGAAAUUCGAGCUUAUAGAGUUUGCUUGUGCUCAACUAGGAGCGUUGGUGCAGAUAUUCGCGAUCAUUACAACAAGUUCUCUUGUGAGUAAUAUGUCUCCCCCUAAGAAAACUCUGUGAUAGAAUUUUUCUUGUCUUGAAACCGGUGAUCGAGUUCUAUGUUAAUCUCAUGUCUGAAGAUGAAGAACUUGAACUCAACAGCUUAUCUAAAGUUGAAUGUUUAAGAUGUUCUUGUUGUCCAACA
Molecule: messenger RNA, 679 nt
Organism: Tarenaya hassleriana
Lineage: Eukaryota; Viridiplantae; Streptophyta; Magnoliopsida; Brassicales; Cleomaceae
Exons: 6
Coding region: 46-555 (169 amino acids)
Biological process (GO): endoplasmic reticulum organization; vesicle-mediated transport
Cellular component (GO): endoplasmic reticulum membrane
Source: RefSeq, a predicted model, not a curated record